This is a messenger RNA of Fulvia fulva, 846 nucleotides long. RefSeq lists its product as uncharacterized. The transcript has a single exon. Gene Ontology annotation, molecular function: protein binding. Bases 1 to 846 code for a protein of 281 amino acids. The record is from RefSeq and is a predicted model, not a curated record. NCBI's taxonomy places the organism in Eukaryota, Fungi, Ascomycota, Dothideomycetes, Mycosphaerellales, Mycosphaerellaceae.
AUGGCGAUAACUCGAGGCGUAACGAAAGCAGCAGGGACGGCCGCGGCCAUAGGAGCCGUGUUCGGGACCACCGAACUACUCGAAAUGAUUUUGUUGUACCUUCAAGUCAACGAACUGUUGUGCGCGCAGCAGAUCUGCACCCGCUGGAGAGAUACCAUACGUGCCUCCACGAAGAUCCAGCAAACUCUCUAUCUUUCACCAUUCGGGGAUAAGUUAGUCCACGCCAUCGACGAUGGUCCCGGGCCCAAGAAUUUCGACCUCGACGACUGGAACUUUGCACACUGGAUCGUCCGGAGCGACAAAGGCAGCGAUGUCGUCGUGCGCCCGAUCUUGAAUCCCAUUAUGCACCGCUACUUCUUCACCUGGUAUAACAAUUUCGUCUCAAUCCUCAAGACCGGGUUCAUAGACCCAAUCUUCGACCGCUCGGCCUACCACGAAAGCUGCAAAUGGAAGUCCAGAAAUCCCCUCCCUGAGCCCUGCGAGGACGACAUCGGACCUCGAACUGAGCGACAGUUGCUGGCUCUGCACCGGGAAGGAGCCAGCUGGAGGCGCAUGUAUGUCAUGCAACCUCCUUGCAGCCACAUCACGAUUAUGUGCGAUGAUCAACGAAGCACCUUCACCAUCACCAACGAGAAAGGUGUGACGCUCCAGGACCUAAGAGACGGAGUGUACCAGCAUUGGUCAUCUUGUCGCGAUUGUCCUACCGCGUAUGUCAUUGAGAGGUGGGAUUUUGAGGGCUUUCGGUUGCAGAAUUUACAGUUGCUCAAGGAGAUCCCGACUAGCAUCGACUUGCUUAACAGUCUACGUCGUCCGAACAUCGUUCGAUUACCAGGUGUUCUGGACUAG